GUAGCCUUAUGCUUCUUUGUCGGUUCGGGCCAGCAUCUUGCCGCGUUCCUUUCCUUUCCCCUGGGCAGCUCUGUGUCACAGUACCGUAGGUACCUACGGUACUGGUACCGUACCUCUCCGGCCUAGAAUAAGUGUAACCGUUCAAAGAUUUUUGUACCGAGCGUCAACGGUGCACGCAAUUGGAGCCUUUAAAUAUGCUGUUGAAUGCCGCAGCCGUGCGCGGCCUCAUCCCCAAUGUGCCGCCGCUCUCUCCGCGGUUUGUGGGACCGCCGCCGCCUGUUUCGGUCAAGCGCAAGGCCCUCUUUAGCCCGACGGGCAGCCGCGACAUUCCGCACCCCGUUAAGUUCGAGAACCUCGUGCCAAGCAUCUGCCUCUACAAGCAUCGCUUCAAGGACGAAGAGCCCCCGUAUUUUCAGCUAAAACAUGGUAAAGGCAGGAAAUCAAACCUCACCAACUGCGCCGCGGCGAACCUAUUACGCGAGUACGAGCUGGUCAAGGCGAACGCAUUACCGGGCACGUGUGCUGACGUGCUGGAGCACUAUCAGACGACGAAAGCCACCAUCUCGCGCCUCAAAAAGAGACUAAAAGCUACCGGAACCACAGACUCGAGAAAAAAAGGUACAUCUGCAGCGUCCUUUGGUCACUUCAACGGCCGCCGAGAGUCGCCCAGCGACUGCGUCGACGCCACGCGAGAGAGCGCCGCUCGUUCGGGUCGGUACGGGGGGUUCGCGCGCCGCGACGGCAGGCCCCAUGGGCCCCCAGCGGAGACUAAACUGAAAUUUAUCCUAAGGUAACGUGGGGAGGACGAGCAAGGCCGACGACCCCCGGAUUAUUAAGCAGACGCGCGAUAUUUAUAGAAAGAACCGCGCUUUGAAGACGCGCGACGUGUGCGCCAUCGGGGUCCAAGACGGCGAGGGUAACAACAUCGGCCUCACGACGGUUAAAAAGAUAAAAAAGAAGCACUUCAAGACGCAUGGCGUCACUCCACGGCCCAGGAUCGUGGAUCAGAAGCACGCCGACGCUGCAUUAGCUGAUGCCGAAUACAUCUACCAAGCUAAUUUCGAGGAGAUCGCAGAUGUCGACGAAAAGUACUUCUUUGUCCCUGGUUACCACGAGAAGUACACAUACCAUAAAAAAGAAGAGCCUCCAGCCAAAGAGCUGUACAAACGAUGCAAAAACAAGAACCACCUCAUGAAGAUCAUGGUCAUGGCGAUGGUCUCGCAGCCAAAACGGUCAAAGGAUGGGUUGAGCUGGGAGCGAGACGGCAAGGUAGGCAUCUGGCGGGUGACGGAGGAGAAAGUAUACGAGAAGGGCAUCAUAGAAGGCUAUACAUUGAGACCAGACAAACGAUUCACGAAACAAGUCGGAAAGAUGGUUAGAGAGCCAGUCUACAGCAGAAAGGCGGGUGACAAGUACCAGGUCGACUGCUCCAUGGAUGGUGCGAAGUACUGCGAGAUGAUGGUUCAGACGAAUGGUGGCCUGGCAGCCGUCCAAAAGUACUUCAAAGACUCUGGAUUGGACUGUAUCGAAAUACAAGAAGAUGGGGCACCCGGUCACGGCUAUGACAACCAUACUUGGCCUCCGUCGCGGACGGAGAACCACAAAACUUUAGAUAAGGCUGCCAAAACGUACCGAAUUAAAUUCCGAAAGCAGGCAGGCCACUGCCCCUCGCACAACGCCCUCGACCAGGCGGUGUGGACGCACUUGGCCAGCCGUGUGCGCAAGCGCGUCAAUGAAUUCAAGGAGCAGAUGCCGAAGGACAAGUUAUUAGACUUGCUGUGGAAAGUCAUCGAGGAAGAAUUUUGGGCUAUGGACCCGGAGAUCCUCGACGACUGCUUCUGGUCCAAGGAUGAGGCGGCCAAGGACACGAUCCGCCUGAAGGGCUGGAGCAAGGGCAAGCAGGAGCAUAGCCAAGUACGCAUUACGAAGAAGAAGUACCUCCAAUCAAUGGGUUGGAAGCGCAUUCCGCACCAGCUACCCAAGGCAUUGGCCGACAUCGCCAACGACCCCAACAAGAAAGGUUACUGGGACUUUUCCAGCGGCGAUGAGAGUCUGUAG
Molecule: messenger RNA, 2058 nt
Organism: Pelagomonas calceolata
Lineage: Eukaryota; Pelagophyceae; Pelagomonadales; Pelagomonadaceae
Source: the annotation of a GenBank genome assembly